AUGGCUCCUUCACUUCUGUCCACAGUUUUGCUGCUGUCAGCAUUCGUCUCGGUAGCCGUAGCUGGCGGCAGCACUGAUAUCGCGCAGAAGCCGCUGCUGAGUUAUUUCGAAUGCGAACACCCCGCGUACAAAGUCCAGGUUGUGUCCAAGUCGCCGCUGGUCAUCUAUGUUCACGAUUUCAUUACGCCCACUGAGCGCAAACAUCUCCAAGACGUAACCAAAAACACCUUCACCCGCUCCGGCGUGACCGCAAACGACGGCAAGGACAAGUCGGCCAAGGAGAGCCAAGUGCGCACCUCUCAGUCGACCAACGUUCCACGCGACGCCGUGGUCCGGUGCAUCGAGGACCGGGCCCUCGCCUUCCAGGGCCACGACGUCGCACGCUCUCAGCUGGAGCCGCUGCAGCUGGUCAAAUACGGGCAGGGACAGGGCUACCACUUCCACACGGACUGGUUCACGGACGCGGCGCAGCACGCCACGGCGGCGCUGGGCGGCAACCGGCUGUCGUCAUUCUUUGCCUACGUCGACGUGUCCAACUCAACCGAAGGCAACGGCGACGAGACCAUCAUCGGCGGCGGCACAAACUUCCCCAUGCUGGACGCGCCCAGGGACGACAAGUGGUGCGCCAUCAUCGACUGCGACGAGCCCUGGGCGAACGGCAUCACAUUUCGUCCCAUUGCGGGCAACGCCAUCUACUGGGAGAAUUUGCUGCCGACGGGGGCUGGCGACCACAGGACUUUACAUGCUGGUCUGCCGCUGAUCAAGGGAUCCAAAAUUGGGAUGAACAUUUGGACGAGGCAAGGAUCGAUGAGCAAUGAUGUUAGGGGACCGGAUGUCUGA
Molecule: messenger RNA, 840 nt
Organism: Pyricularia grisea
Lineage: Eukaryota; Fungi; Ascomycota; Sordariomycetes; Magnaporthales; Pyriculariaceae
Exons: 2
Coding region: 1-840 (279 amino acids)
Biological process (GO): peptidyl-proline hydroxylation to 4-hydroxy-L-proline
Cellular component (GO): endoplasmic reticulum
Molecular function (GO): L-ascorbic acid binding; iron ion binding; procollagen-proline 4-dioxygenase activity
Source: RefSeq, a predicted model, not a curated record